Messenger RNA from Ogataea philodendri, 900 nucleotides. RefSeq lists its product as uncharacterized. NCBI's taxonomy places the organism in Eukaryota, Fungi, Ascomycota, Pichiomycetes, Pichiales, Pichiaceae. The record is from RefSeq and is a predicted model, not a curated record. Bases 1 to 900 code for a protein of 299 amino acids. The transcript has 2 exons.
AUGAUCGCGUCGUGCAAAGACCUCUCCACCUCCGCAAUCACCUGGUCCGCUCCUCCACGCAGAAUCAGCGUACACGUCUUGGCCUUUGGACACCCUUCAAAAACGUUGUAUCUUUCUCCUCCAAUCUGCACCUCCUCGAACUUGGCACACGAGCCCAGGUUCUCCGGCUUGAUAUCCGAGACCGUCGUUUGCACAGAACCUCCAACAGCCUGCACCACUCUCUCCAUGUCCUCUGCUGGGAUUCUACCCGCACAAAAGAUGCCUCUGUCGGCGAAAAACUGCGUGGCCAGGUCGCCAAUCGGCAGCUUCGAAAGCACAAUGUUGGCCCCCGUCGCCACGAUCGCGUCCAGCUUGUUCAUGAUGAUCUUCCACUCGGCAUCCACAAUCUCCUGCGACAACACCUUUGGGUCGGUGAACUUCUUGGGCUGCUGCUCGAAACCGGCAUACGAAAACGCUUUUUUGAAAGCCACUCCGUUCACCAACCGCGACUCGUCCAUCGAGCCACCAGGAACUUUCUUGAUUCCGAUCAGAUUCUCGUCCAAAUCGUCUCUGUCCAGCACUAACACCGCGUCAACGGCCAUCUUGGUGAACAGCUCCGCGUUGUUCUGGAUAAUCUUGGAAGACAUGGCUGUGCGUGCACAUCUCUCGAGUAACUGUCUCAUUUCAGCGUCGCUAUGGUCUGUGUCCAAUUCCACCUGCAAUUCCAGAAUCUUGUCGCAAACAAGAUCGCACGCCUUGCGGAACGCCUUGGUGAUCACAUGCGAAGGCAUGCCCUCCUCGAUGAACUGUUUGCUCUCCUUCAAGAACUCUGCCGCAAGGAGCGUCACAGAAGUGGUUCCGUCACCAACCUCUGCAUCCUGCGACCGCGAAAUAUCAACAAGAAUCUUCGCAGCAGGAUGA